CCGUUAUAGAUUCUCGACUUUUCAACACCUUUCCUUUCAGAGGCAUUUCCUCUCUCUACCCUCCUGGUCUCCUGCCUCGUGUUUUCCCUCUUUCUGUCGCAAAGUAGGUGGUUUGUGGGCCUUCGCGCGCGGAGCCUUCCUUUCCCUGUCUUUCGUGCAAAACUUUUCCUUUCCCCGCAUUCUGCUGGGUUUAAGACCCCCCUGGUAUCUUUGUCUCUUCGCAAACUAAGGCCUCCCGCUGGAUUUCUCUGCCGCCGCGGCAGGUGUCGCAAAGUCGUCGCUGCCUAGGCUUCUUCACACGACCAGAAGAAUCCGUUUUGCUCGACGGCAGAUCUCCCUUGCUUGCAUUUUAUCAGCCUUUGUUUUCCUUUCGUAUUCCAUCUCCUCAUCGAAGGAAAGAUCGGGACCCGGACCUCUGGGGCUCUUCAGCUUGCCGAAGACCAACACCCUUGGGCCGAAGACCAACACCCUUCGUUCCGCGUCCCUGCGUCUCCCGUGUUUUUCUCAACUGCUUCUUCUCUUCUCUUCAUCUCGUUUUUUCCGCCUCUGCCUCGCUGCUGACUUAUUCACCAUGCAGCGGUAGCAGCGCCUUGCACGCUUCUCCAGUUCUCCCUUGUCUCUGUCGCCUCCUUCGUCCCGUUUGUCUCUUUUGUCUCGUCUCUUUCUCAGUUUUUUUGUCUCCUUUUUCGAGACACAGGCCCCCGGCAUUGUAGAGGAGACGACCGGUGGAGCGAGUACCGCCAUCAGACCCCACUGCACUAUUUCUGCCGAAACUUCUUACCGUCGGCCAUCUCCUUGUCUUCUUCGUUGUUCGCUUUGCUGUUUCUGCGCUUUCUGAGAAGGAUGGCGAAGAAGGCGGGACGGCCACCGGCAGGAGGAGGAGCAAAGAGCUCUUUGUCUGCGUCUCCUCGCACAAAGAACACGCGGGAGACUUCCGUCUCCGGUCCUCUCCUUGACCCUGCUGUUUUCCAGUUUCUCGACGAAUCCGGACUGUCCACGGAAGGAGAUCCGAACGUCGUCAUUCUGCCUCCUCGCUGCCCCGCCAGUGCGUCUCCCGCGUCGCCCCAUGAAGAACCGGAAGAGGGCCAGAAGAAAAUGUCCAAGAGAAAGCGACGAAAGCUGGAGCAACUGCAGAGAAAACAUGACACGAAUGCUCGCAGAGAAGAAAUCCUCAAGGAACUGGAGCUCUACCGUCUGGACAGAAACGUGGCUGUUGCUGAAGCCACUGAGAAGACCGAGAAGCGUGAGAACCAGACAAGCGGCCAAGGUCCCUCGGCUCGGUCAGGAGAAAAGCGCAGUGGAGCGUCUCUCCAGACGCCUCUCGAGGCCUUCUGUGCCUCGUACGAGCGUCAAGGCGGCGGAGACUGUGCGCGGGAGACGAAGAAUCCAGCAGCCUUCGCUGCCCUGGAGCCUCUUCGGAAAGGGAAGAGAAGACGCAGAGAGUUUCGCCAGGAGAAGAAGGACGAACGAGAACAGCAAAUCCGAUUGGCGCAGGAACAACAGAUGCAGCAGAUGAGGCAGGAGGCGACGACAGCGAGGCAGGAAGGCGUCGGUGGGAACGCAACGAUGAUGAAGACGCUGAAGCCUCACCAAGAAAGAGGCGUUGAAAGCAAAAGCGUAAAACGCAAGCUUGCAGAGGAGAACUCAACAGCCUCACCUGAGGCUUCUGUCCAACUUCGGAAGUUUGGGGACCACGGCGGUGAGAACAAGGAGACACGUGAGGAUGGAGGUUCUUCUCGUUCGUCUUCUUCCCUCUUUUCUUCCUCGUCUUCCUCCUCCGUUUCUUCCUCUUCUUCUUCUUCCUCUUCUUCUUCCUCUUCUUCCUCUUCUUCUUCCUCUUCUUCUUCCUCUUCUUCCUCUUCUUCUUCCUCCUCUUCUUCCUCCCCUUCUUCCUCCUGUUCUUCCUCCUCUUCUUCCUCCUCUUCUUCCACCUCUUCUGCAUCGACUUCGCUUCCUACUGUGACGUAUUCACCUUUGCUUGCCGCAUCUCAGAUCCGCAGAUCGGAGGAAGUAGAGAAGGUUCGUCUUGCGUUGCCUGCGGCGGAAGUCGAGAGCAAAUUCGUGAGUUUUUCUAACCAACACAGACACACCCGGCGUCGAGACGCGGACGAUAUUGACUCUGAAGACGAAGCUCUGUCUUCUGAGACAGACGUAGAGGCGGCAGAUGAAGCGAGCGCCACGCAGCGAGAGGGAGAUUGCCGAAAGGGAAAGCAGCGCAAGACACUCGAAGACUGGCGACGGAGCUUGGAGCUGAAGGAGAAGAAAAAGCGGCAGCGAGAAAAAGUGAUGAAGACGCGGAGACAUGCAGACGUCGUGUGCGUGUCUGGAGAGACCGGGUCGGGGAAAAGCACGCAAAUCCCCCAAUUCCUGUUCGAGGCAGGAAUCUGCUACCCCACUCUGCAGUUUCCUGUCCCCUCUUCUUUAACAGCCACAGGGCUUUCUGCGUCUUCGGGAGUUGUGUCUUUGCGUCUGAAGAUCGGCGUCACGCAGCCCCGGCGAGUGGCCGCGGUGAUGGUGGCGAGACGCGUCGCUCAGGAGCUCGGAAAUGACCAGCUCGUUGGGUACCACAUUCGCCACAAGAGCGAGAACCUCGGCCUCGAGUGCCGCAUCAAAUUCAUGACGGACGGCGUCUUGCUCAGAGAAAUCCAGCGCGACUUCCUCUGCUCGGAGUACGCAUGCAUCAUCAUCGACGAGGCCCACGAACGUUCUGUCAACACCGAUCUUCUUGUCGGCCUUCUCUCUCGAGCUGUGAAGCUGCGGCGCAGCAAAUUUGAGGCCGGCGAGGUGAUGCUUCCUCCGCUCAAACUCGUGAUCAUGUCCGCCUCACUGCGAGCGAAAGACUUCACUGAGAAUCCCCUGCUGUUCUGCCCGCCGCCCGCGCUUCUCUCUAUUCCAGCCAAGCAGUUCCGAGUUACCUCCUUCUUCUCGAAGUCCACGCCGGAGAACUACCUGGACGCAGCUGUCAAGAAAUGCAUCCAGGCUCACUGCAAACUUCCGCCGGGUUCGAUUCUUCUCUUCGUGACAGGUCGCGAAGAAGUCGAGGAAGUUGUUGAAGCCUUGUCUCGGUGGAACAGGCGACGCGCGGAGCGAGCGCGGAGACUCAAGGGGUCUCUGAGUGGAGACACCGGGGACACUGGAGACAGUGGAGGCAAGGGUCAGAGCGAAGGCGAUGUUGACGGAGAAGAAGAGAACGAGAAGGCGUUCGAGCUUUCGGAAGAAGAGAGCGGACCGUGGGAGAGUCAGACUGCAUGCGACGAAGACAGCGGAGACGACGACCCGGAGGCUCUGACCUCAAAAGCCAAUGAGAACCGUGCGGAGAACAGCUCGAGAAGACGCACUCCACGAAAUUCGUCCACUUGGCAAAUGGUCGACAGUGAAUCGGAAGCCGAGAACGCGAGCGACGGGAAGGAAGAACAAGGAGACAGUGCACUUGGAUCUUCGCCUGCCGCUUCGUCUGUAUCUUCUUCCUCUUCUUCGGUGCCCACGAAUAGCGAGCAUCUGCCGAUGGAGAAGCCGCUGAGUCGCCGAGAGCGACGCGGCGAAGGUGUCACUGUCUGGAGGGGCGCAGGGGGAGCGGGGAUGAAGAAGGAAACCAGUGCGAAUGCGAGUCCGGCAGACCAGGAGCCGUUGUAUCCUCAGUUGACGCCAAUUCCUCUCUACGCGGCCCUCCCCCCGAAGGAGCAGUUGAGGGCCUUCCGUCUUCCCGAAGAUCACGAGCGACUUGUCAUCGUUGCCACAAAUGUGGCCGAAACUUCUGUGACUCUGCCAAAUGUGCGAUACGUGAUCGACACAGGUCGCGAAAAGCGACGAGUGUUCGCCUCUGAAGGCGGCGCCUCUGAGGCUUCGUGCGCCUCUCGGUUUCAGAUUUCCUUCAUCACCCAAGCGUCAGCCCUCCAGAGGGCAGGACGCGCAGGCCGUGUGGGCGCCGGGUUCUGCUAUCGGCUCUAUUCGUCCAGUGUCUACGAGCACAUUUUCCAGCCGUCCAGCCUCCCCGCAAUCACUACGACCCCUCUCGACUCUCUUCUUCUGUACAUGGCCAAUCUCGGAAUUUCACGCCUCUCGUCGUUUCCGUUUCCUUCUCCACCUCCGGCGCGUGCACUCGCUGGUGCGCGAGAGCGGCUGGUGGCGCUGGGGGCUUUGGAGCCCAAGGCACUUCCUGCAAGCCUGUCUCGCUGGAAAAGGGGAAAUCUCGCCACUGGCGGGGCCCCGCAUGCAUUCGGAGAAAAGACGUCCUCGGGCGAAGACGGCGAAGAAUACAAGUGCACGAGGCUCGGCGCGAAACUCGCGGACUUGCCGAUCCCGCCGCGCUACGCAAAAAUGCUGCUUUUUGCUUUGCUCAAAUCUCGCCACUUGGGGCCCGAUUGCCUCGCGCUCUGCUGUCUCCUCGUCGGCGCCCUGUCGGUGGGAGAGUUAGUGGCGCCGAACUCUCGGUUCUCCAGGACACAGCGAGAAGGCGAGAAGCGGUUGCAAGGACGAGACGCCCAGGACCCCACAAGUGGCUCCGCUGGCCUCGAAGGAGACAGCGACGAAGACGAAGAAGACGACGAAGUAGUCGAGGGUGCAGAAAGCGCGAAGCAACAGGUCGAGCCUUCAAAAGAGCAGGAGAACGGAUACCCGUGGCAGGAGUACAGUAACGACAUCGACGCAUAUCUGUGGAUGUGCGGCGCGUACUGCCACGCAGUACACCGCGGCAGGUUUUGCCGGCGCUUCGGCUUAAAUACGAAGAAGAUGAAGGACGUGUAUUUGCUUGGGAACCAGUUGGCGGGCAUCCUGCUGCCUCUGUACAUGCGCCAGGCGAAGUCUGCAGAGGCGGGAGCGACAAAAAGAAAAGAGAGGGCGGCGCACACUCUCGAAAUUCCGCUGAAACCCCAGCCGCCUUCAGACCGGAUCCGACUUGGGCUGCAUGCAUGCGUCCUCGAGGGCCUUGUCGACCACGUCGCUGUGUGGGUAGACCCUUCAGCGCGCGGGGAUCUCACUGGGGGUCGAGGCCAGGCGCCUUUGAGAAGCGAAGGAGGCUACCAAACCGCGGAACUAAAGGUGACUGAAGACGGAAAUCAACUCGCCUUCAUCCAUCCAACGUCCACCCUUGCCAAGCACCGACCGCGGCCAAAGCUGGUUGUUUACAAUUUCAUUCUUACCACUUCUAGGCCGUUUCUGCGUGAUUGCAUGGCCAUUGACAGCGAGGCUCUCAGUCUCUGCUCGUCGCCGCUGGUGCGCGCUGGCAACUUCCUCGAGAUCCCCGCGCCCGUCUACGAUCCGGACCGAGAUGCCGUGGUCGGUUGGCAGAGACCCGUGUACAGCCCCUUGAGUCUCCCGCUGCCCGCUGUUGAGACGGAGCUCCCGGAGUCGCAUGAAGUUUUUUAUCCCACAAUUGCAUGCGCCUUUUUGGAAGGCAAGUUGUUCCCCAAGUUAUCGGCCUUUGCCUCGAACCUCGUCAUGGCGCCGCAAAUGACCCUUUCUGGUUCCAAGACUUCUUGCCACGCGCUUCGCGAGUUCCUUCGUCUCCUCCAAACCCACAAAAUGACAAGCAGGAAAGCAUUCCUGCAAAUGUGGCAAGAGAAAAACGGCUUUCUGCUACCGGAGUACAUCAAACUACAGCGCUUCGCCGAUUACAAGAAAAUCCGCGAACUCAGUGACUUGUGGCCUCCUCUUUGAAAAACCAGCAGCACUCCGCCCAGACACACGUAACUUGUGGUUCUCGUCUCUGUUCGGUCUACUGUUUACACACAUUAGUGCAUGCACAUGUAUACACAAAGACGCGUGCACAAGUGUGUGUACUCUGCAAAUAGAACAAUUUACAUGUGGAACUGCAUCUGCGCCACUGUUUAAGUCGGCAAGUCGCAUGUGAAAGUCCAGUUUCCGUGCACGUAGAAGCGCCUUUGUUUGCGAAGGACUCUUUGUUCCACAUCAAAACCUGCCGAUUUCUUUCGCCGUCUUAUUCGGGAUAGAUUCCGAUAGCUGCCACAGCAUUCGGUGCCCAUAUACGUACGGCUUUCAUCAGAGGGUGAGUUCCACCGUAGCACCUUUUCAUCGGAGUAGAGAAGGGCGACAGACUGCCUCCCCUUUUGCCCAGUGCCUCCGCUUCCGUCGGAGUUGUGGACACAAGGUCGAGC
This is a messenger RNA of Toxoplasma gondii ME49, 6113 nucleotides long. RefSeq names its product helicase associated domain (ha2) protein. Lineage: Eukaryota; Apicomplexa; Conoidasida; Eucoccidiorida; Sarcocystidae. The record is from RefSeq and is a predicted model, not a curated record. Gene Ontology annotation, biological process: maturation of SSU-rRNA from tricistronic rRNA transcript (SSU-rRNA, 5.8S rRNA, LSU-rRNA). Bases 844 to 5655 code for a protein of 1603 amino acids. Gene Ontology annotation, cellular component: intracellular anatomical structure; nucleolus. The transcript is spliced from 16 exons. Gene Ontology annotation, molecular function: RNA binding.